AUCCUCCAGUACUGCAAGGGGAGGCAGCGCGCCGCCUGCCCGCUCUGCCGGGAGGCAUUCGAGCUGAAGGACCUGCGGCCCAACCGGGAGCUGGCCGCUUUGGUGAACCUGAUCCGGCAGGAGGUAAAGGAAGAAGAGUUGGAAGCACAGGAUGAACCAAACCCCUCUGCAGCUGUUGCCUGCAACGACCAGAGCUCGGCGGGACGGCGACAUGGGGACAAGGAGGAAGAGAUACAGGACAUCCCAAAUGAACCGGAAAUUACUAUAGAGACCAUCCAUCUCUUGAGGGAAGAGCUCAGUAAAACAAAGGAAUAUACGUCUCAGAUCAAAAGCCAGAUUACGAGAGAUUUCAGUUGCAUGAAGGAAUAUGUUGAAAGACAGGAGAGAAACACACUGGUGUUCAUUGAACAAGAGCAAAAAGCAGCUCAACAGAAAAUUGAAGAGACUAUUCACCAGCUCUGCAUUGAAGUGAACAGGCUCACAGACAUCACAGCCCAAACAAGCACCUUACUUGAGAUACAUAGGUAAAAAGACUUGCCUUCGACAAUGGGUAAAAUUACACUUGAUGAGAAACUUAAUGUUGUCAAAAGUGCUGUAGAAGUUCUCAAGAGAAAGUUGGAAAUUUUGCUUUUGGAGAAAUACCCUGAGCAGUUCCCACCAGUGCAACCUCCAGACUUGUAUCAGGAGACAAGUGUCUGCUCCGUAUCUCCAGAGUCUGCAGCUGAAAAUCCAGAAGCAGUGAAUUCAAGCCAUUUUUCCCAAUGGGCAGAUGAUGUGACUUUUGAUCUCACAAGAGCCUAUGAGCACUUAGCAAUCACAGCCCAGAACAGGAAAGUCAUGGUUUCCAGCCACCCGACUGACUAUGGGCCAUUGCCCAACAGAUUCUCCAUCAGCCAAGUGAGGCGUUUGCAGAGCUCCUCUACUGGGUGCAGCUACUGGGAAGUAAUUACCCAGGACAAUGAUGGAUGGGCUGUUGGAGUUGCUCAUAAACUGAUUGGUAAAAGGGAAAAAUCAGGAAGAACUGAGCAUUCCUGGUGUGUGGAAUGGCUAGGUCCCAAUAAGCAGCUGUCAGCAUGGCAUAGAGAUCAAGAAACAUUAUUACACAAGGAUAAACCACUGAAGGUUGGAGUUUUCCUGGAGCUACAGAAGACCAUGUCAUUUUACUCCAUCACUGAGAAAGAAAUGCUUUUGCAUACUUUUGAAAUCAGUACCUCAAAUCCUCUUUACCCUGCUUUCUGGAUAUAUGGCUUAGAAAGAAACAGAUCUUUAAGUUACACAAACAGGACAUAA
This is a messenger RNA of Nestor notabilis (Kea), 1290 nucleotides long. Its product is annotated as E3 ubiquitin-protein ligase RNF135-like. Gene Ontology annotation, molecular function: protein binding; ribonucleoprotein complex binding; ubiquitin-protein transferase activity. The transcript is spliced from 6 exons. Gene Ontology annotation, biological process: regulation of innate immune response. NCBI's taxonomy places the organism in Eukaryota, Metazoa, Chordata, Aves, Psittaciformes, Psittacidae. Gene Ontology annotation, cellular component: cytoplasm. The record is from RefSeq and is a predicted model, not a curated record. The annotation marks the transcript as partial.